Nycticebus coucang (slow loris) is the source of this 2081-nucleotide messenger RNA. Its product is annotated as protein Shroom3-like. Gene Ontology annotation, cellular component: apical junction complex; apical plasma membrane; cortical actin cytoskeleton. The record is from RefSeq and is a predicted model, not a curated record. The transcript has a single exon. Gene Ontology annotation, biological process: actin filament organization. The coding region runs from base 727 to 1404 and encodes 225 amino acids. Gene Ontology annotation, molecular function: actin filament binding. NCBI's taxonomy places the organism in Eukaryota, Metazoa, Chordata, Mammalia, Primates, Lorisidae.
GACAAUAUUUCAAUGGAUCCGGAGAGGUAGGGGGAACAAGACAGGGGGGUAAAACUUGGGCAGUGAUGCUGUGGGGCCUGGCUCCUAACAGGCCAUGAAAUUGGUACUGGUCUUCAGCCUGGAGGUUGGGAACUACAGGUAUAUAUAACCUACAUGUGACAAAAUUAUACAGAAAUACAUGCACACUUGCACAAAUUAAUACAAGUAAGCCUAAGAAAAAUAUUGUGAUAUUUUUGUUUGUUUUGUUUCAUUUUUUUAGGUAGAGUCUCACUCUAUUGCCCUGGGUAGAGUACUGUGGUGUCAUCACCACUCACAGCAACCUCAGUUUCUUGGUCUCAAGAGAUCCUCAUGCCUCAGCCUCCUUAGUAGCUGGGACUACAGGUGCCUGUCAGACACCAGGCUAAUUCUUCUAUUUUUAGUAGAGACCAGGUCUUGCUCUUGCUCAGGCUAGUCUUGAACUCCUGAGCUCAAGGAAUCCACCUGUCUUGCCCUCCCAGAGUGCUAGGAUUACAGGCGUGAGCCACCACACCCAGCAACCUAGGAUAAAUAAAUAAGUGGAUUGUGUCAAGUCAGUAUCACACAUGAGAUAUUGUACUAUAGUCUUACAAGAUGUUACCACUGUAAGAAACUGGAUGGUAUACGUGGGAUCUCUAUUAAUUUUACAACUGCAAGUGAGUCUAUAAUUAUCUCAAUAAAAUUUUCUAUUAAAAAUCUUGUUUGAGCUUGAUGUCCAUGAGCAGGCUCUCCUUGGCCUCCUGGAGGGUCUCGAGUUUGUGCGUGAGGCUUUCGAUGAGCUCUGCCUUCUUUUCGUUGACAUCUGCCUGCUCCACUUCCUCAAUCAAGCUCAAUAACGCCCUGGGGGAAGAGGUGGAGGCCUUGAUCAGUGAGCUCUGCAAGCCCAAUGAGCUCGACAAGUACAGAAUGUUCAUAGGGGACUUGGACAAGAUGGUGAACCUGCUGCUGUCCCUCUCGGGGCGCCUGGCCUGGGUUGAGAACGUCCUUAGCAGCCUUGGAGAAGAUGCCGGUAAUGAAGAAAGGAGCUCCCUCAAUGAGAAACGGAAGAUCCUGGCCGGGCAGCACGAGGACGCCCGGGAGCUCAUGGAAAAGCUGGACCAGAGGGAGAGCAUGGUGCUGGACAUCCUGGCCACUUACCUGUCCACAGAGCAGCUCCAGGAUUACCAGCACUUCGUGAAGAUGAAGUUGGCAGUCCUCAUCGAGCAGCGGAAGCUGGACAAGAUCAAGCUGGGCCAGGAUCAGAUCAAGUGUCUGCUGGAGAGCCUGCCCUCGGAUUUCAUACCCAGGGCGGGGACCCUCGCCCUGCCCCCAGACCUCACCAGCGAAGCCGCGCCUGUCAGGGGCUGUACAUUCAGCAGCACUUUGCCAACAUUAACCUCUCCACUUUAACCUCUUAAAAAGUACCCAACCAAAAAUCACCGUUUCUCUCAACACUAUUGAAUCUGAAAAAUGUUUCAGUAUGAACCACAAUUUAAACUAUAUAGGUUUGGGGGGCUCUUUGGGGUAAAAGGAGAGGAAUCCUCUCUGGAGGAAGCCUGGUUUUCCUUUCUGGCCCUCCAUGAUUGACUGAGAGCUGAAUGCUGCUGGACAGUCCCCUUUCUGUUAGUGCUCUGUAGCAGGAAGAGAGUUAAUGAAACUGUGAGAACUGAUUGGAGGGUGUUUGAUCAUUUAGUUUCUAACAAGUGGAGGAACAUGGAUCAGUGUGUGUCACCCUCAGGAAUGUAUCCACAGUGGCCUUGCAGGCGGGCAGGCACCGUUAAUGAAGGGUCUGCAACAUAAAGCCAUAAAGACACACACACACAGGAGAAAGUUGUAAAACCUUGAACAUUUGUUAUUUAUAUUUUUAAAAAUGAAAAAGAUCACUAUGUUUGUGUGCUAACCACUUACUUGAUUCCAUUUUGUGGUGGAUGUAGAUGAUUAUGUUUUGAACUUUGUAUUUUGCGAAAACCUAAAUGAAGACUUCCAAAGAGAAAAAAAAAAUCUUUUUUUCAAGAAUAAAUACCCUUCUCUGUCAUCUUUGGCAUCAAAAUAACUUAUUCAUUGACUGAUAAUCAGAAUUGCAUGAA